UUCCUCCAAUAUUUCCAAGUGAAUACCAAAAAAUAAAACCCUUCAAAGCUCCAAAUUCUAGAGAGAAUAAAAAAAUGUUAUCUAAGCACUCACAUUUCGUAGUACCUUUAUGUCACGAUAAACAAACCUCCUUUCUAAACAUUCCGACCACCGUGUCUCCGUCGUCCACUGCGGUUGUUUACGACCAACAUGGCCCACCCGACAUCGUUACAAGGUUUACGGAGAUUCCACCAGUGGAGAUAAAUGAGAAUGAUGUGUGUGUGAGAAUGCUUGCAGCUCCCGUCAACCCUGCUGAUAUCAACAGAAUUGAGGGAGUUUAUCCGGUAAGGCCACCAGUACCAGGAACCGGAGGAUGGGAAGGUGUUGGUGAAGUACAUGCUGUGGGCUCUACUGUUAAGGUUCUUUCCCCUGGAGAUUGGGUUAUUCAUUCUGCUUAUCUUCCAGGGACAUGGCAGACCUAUGUUGUAGAAGACGAAAGUUUAUGGUACAAAAUUGAUAAAAGCACUCCAAUUGAAUAUGCUGCCACUGUUUCUGUUAAUCCUUUGAGUGCCUUGAGAAUGAUGGAGGAUUUUGUAGCCUUAAAACCAGGGGACACAAUUGUGCAAAAUGGAGCUACAAGCAUAGUGGGACAAUGUGUGAUUCAACUAGCUCGAGAUCGUGGAAUUCAUAGCAUAAAUAUCAUAAGAGAUAAGCCUGAAUCUGAUGAAGUUAAAGAAAAAUUAAUCAAACUUGGUGCUGAUAAAGUAUUUACUGAAAGUGAACUAGAAGUGAAAUCUAUCAAAAAUCUUCUGGAUGAUAUACCUGAACCUCUUUUGGGUUUGAACUGUAUUGGUGGAAAUGCAGCUACGAUGGUCAUCAAAUUCUUAAAGCAAGGUGGCACUAUGGUUACAUAUGGAGGGAUGUCAAAGAAGCCAAUUACUAUAUCUACUACAUCCUUCAUAUUCAAGGAUAUUUCAUUGAAAGGAUAUUGGUUGCAAGAAAAGAAUUUAGACAAAGCACAAUAUAGGUGUUCGAUUGAUUAUUUGUUGGCCCUUGCUCGUGCUGGGAGAUUGAAAUAUGAGAUGGAGAUGGUACCCUUUAAAGAUUUUCAUACAGCUCUUGAAAGGGCAAUGGGGAAACAUGGAAGUCGAAGGAAACAAGUUCUUAAGUUCUAACUUCAAAAUUAGUAUUAUUAUAUUAUUUAUAAAAGAAAAUAUUGAAGGAUUUGACUUUAUAUUAGGUACUGUAAGAAUCUGGAAAGUACUUCUUCCACUGAGCUGGGAUAUAAGUAUUUUUCAUGUUGAAUAAUCCAUCUUUUUCUUCUUCUUUUUUUCCACCAAUUAUUAGAUCAUCACCUUCUUGAUCUCAUAUAUUGUGUUGCUGUGACUUUCAAAUUCCUUCUAAUCAAAUCAGAUUAGUUUAAUUUAGAGCAUUUUA
Messenger RNA from Capsicum annuum, 1416 nucleotides. Its product is annotated as enoyl-[acyl-carrier-protein] reductase, mitochondrial. Lineage: Eukaryota; Viridiplantae; Streptophyta; Magnoliopsida; Solanales; Solanaceae. The coding region runs from base 75 to 1154 and encodes 359 amino acids. The record is from RefSeq and is a predicted model, not a curated record. Gene Ontology annotation, biological process: fatty acid metabolic process. Gene Ontology annotation, cellular component: mitochondrion. Gene Ontology annotation, molecular function: trans-2-enoyl-CoA reductase (NADPH) activity. The transcript is spliced from 9 exons.